GAUCAUGGGUUCUUCUUCUAGAAAUCUCUAUGCAGGAAUUGGAGAAGGUCAAUCAACUUCUAGGCCACCACUCUUUGACGGCACCAACUAUUCCUAUUGGAAGGAACGGAUGAGAAUCUAUAUCCGUUCCACCAACUUCCAAUUAUGGUUAGUCAUCAAAAACGGAGAGGAAAUUCCGAUGAAGAAAGUUGACGACAAGUUGAUCCCCAAGACCGAAGAUGAGUUUGAUGCCGAGGACAUCAAGAAGAUUGAGAAUUAUGCAAAGGCCAUCAAUAUGCUAUAUUGUUCGGUCAACCCCGAUGACUACCGGAAAAUCUCCUGCUGCACAACCGCCAAGGAGAUGUGGGACAAGCUUGAAGUGACGUACGAAGGUGAGAAAAUCGAUGACAUGUUCGACUGGUUCUCAAAGAUCAUCAACGACCUUCAUGCUCUCAAAAAGACUUACGCCAACAAGGAUCUCGUGAGGAAAAUCCUUCGGAGUCUCACACCCAAAUGGAGGUUAAAAGCCGAUGCAAUCUACGAGUCCAUCGGAGUCUCCAAUGUCACCAUCGACGGGCUAAGAGGUAACCUCAAAACUUAUGAAUCUACUAUUCUAACCCCGUCUUUGGAUGAACAAAAGAAGAAAGGAAUAGCGCUCAAAGCAACCAAGGAGACCGUAGAGGAGGUUUCAAGCGAUGAUGACAACGAAUUUGGACUUGUCACCAAGAAGUUCCACAAGUUCAUGAAGAAGGAAUUUGAGCGGAAGGGAAGGAAGCAUGACGGUCCUCCCAAGUGCUACGGCUGUGGCGAGAUUGGCCACAUCAAGCCAAGGUGUCCAAAAGCGAAACACGGCAAGGAUAAGCCCGGCUUCAAGAAACAAAGGGCUUACAUCUCUUGGGGUGGCGAUUCCGGCGACGAAUCAACCGACCAAGAGGAGGACGAAGCUGCAAAUCUCUGCCUCAUGGCGCACGAAGAUCAAAACGACGACGUCCAAGAGAACAGGGCAGGAGCUUCCAGCAAAUCCAAAGCCAAAUCCCGGGCACCGGCAACCAACUCCGAGGAGCGCCUCUACUAUGGCGACGGAUCGUACCUCUGGUUCGAUUCCGAGGAGGAGCGCACCCGUUUCCUCACCUUCUUCUCUAAACGGGUUGUGGCUCAACCACGGAUCGUCCCGGAGCGCUUCCCAGAGUUGCAGGGCUACGACGAUCUAGACGCGCAGCUUCACCAAGCCGGCCUUUGGCCGUUCUUCUCCCGGGCUCGGAAGGAGAUCAACCCGGCGCUGAUUCGGGUCUUCUACUCCAACCUCCGGCGUGAGGGCGACGUGCUCUACUCUCUUGUCAAAAGCACGCCGAUAGAGCUUUCCAUUGAGCAGCUUGGGCGCAUCGCCGGCCUCCCCUACCAAGGCGGCGACGUCUCCCACUAUGUCGGAGAGGACUGGGUGCUCAAAAACGAGGGCCUUAUCCUCAACGAGCUUGGCAUCACCGAGCUCAUCCGCCAUGCCUCGGGCCGCCCCACCAUCCACUCUGCAAACCCCGAGAGCCGGCUUCUUCUCUACAUCGUGUCCCGAAUCAUCAAGCCCCGGAAGCAUGGGCACACGAUCAUUCUCCGCGUCCACGAUCACCUCCUCCCGUACCCGUUCGUGGUGAUGGACAUCCUUGAACGGUUCAAGAUGACCACCACCGUUGGCCCACUCACGAAGGCCACGAAGAUUUGGGCGAUCAGCACCCAAACCUUCAAGAAGCGGUCGGACAACGCCGGACCUGCCACUGCCGCGCCACGGCGCCGUUCUGCUGCUGGCCCAGCCGAACCCCAGGCCCGGGCCAACCUUGCCUCCAUCGCCGACUCCCUCAACCGGCUUCACUUCAAAGUUGACGGGAUGGAUGGCUACCUUGAGCGGCUCGACGAGGCUGUUCAACGCCAAGGACACGCCAUGAACGCAUACUUCCAACGCGUCAACUACGUCCCCCCACCGUACCAAGGCACGUUCCUUGGGCAAGUGUACGGUGACGAGGACGAAGAGGAUGGCUCCUACGCCCCGUCAAACUCCCCGGACGAGGACGAGUUCGAUGACGCUGUUGACAGCGAUGAGAUGGACGACGACGACGACGAGGAGGAAACCGAAGACGAAGACUAGGCCACACCUAGAAUUUUUAUCUCUUCUUUCUUCAAUUGUCUUGCUUCUUAUUAUUCUUAUUUCCAUUGUACUCCGCCUUUUCCCUUUAAUAAAUAAAAUUAUCUCUUAUCUUUUUGUUAAUGUCAAAAGGGGGAAGAAAAGGGCUAUGCAUAU
Cuscuta campestris is the source of this 2266-nucleotide messenger RNA. NCBI's taxonomy places the organism in Eukaryota, Viridiplantae, Streptophyta, Magnoliopsida, Solanales, Convolvulaceae. The record is from the annotation of a GenBank genome assembly.